This is a messenger RNA of Ostreobium quekettii, 1107 nucleotides long. The record is from the annotation of a GenBank genome assembly. Lineage: Eukaryota; Viridiplantae; Chlorophyta; Ulvophyceae; Bryopsidales; Ostreobiaceae.
AUGCAGGACGUGGACCUUCUGCAGCAGUGCCGGUCCUUGAGCUCUCGCGUCAAGGCGUUCGUCAAGCGCACAGUGGCGGAAGCUGACGGCUUGGCGGAAGAUGUGAGAUCACUUCAGAGGAGCAUUGACACCACCGAGCAAGCUGCACAAGAGAGUGGCGAUGGUCUUGUGCAGGAGCAAAUGGCGGCAGCACGACAAGUGCUAAGGGGAAAUGGUCCAGGAGGUGACCUGCGGAAGUUGUGCCACAAGACAAACCCCAAACUCCUGCGCUUCCUCCUUGGAAAAUCAACGAAGGUGUUGACCCUCCGGCCUGAGGAGAGCUUGGCGCUGAAGGAGGAGUACCACUCGUUCAGGGACAUGGCCUCAUAUGUGAUGAUCCUGUGGCCGGCUGUGCUGCUGUAUGGGAUGAACCGUGCAGCUCAAAAAAUGGUGGGCAACGAGCCCUACUCCCUGGCGCCAACGGUGAUGGCAGGUGUACAAGUGUUCCUGGUGUGGCUGGCAUAUGUCUACACUGCAGCUGCACUGCGGGAAAACAUUCUGGUGGUGAACGGCUCAAACAUCCGAGGCUGGUGGAUAACACACCACUACCUUUCCCUUGUGACGUGUAUCAUCAUGCUGACUAUUCCUGUUGACAGCCAAGCCUGGACCAUGUUCUGCCCCAAAUUUCUCCGCUGGACUGUGUUCCAGGCCGUGGUGAUGAUGGUGCAGAAUUGGUACCAGAGGCGCCGCAUGUACACACGGAUAGCUCUGGGCAAGGACUCAGCAAUGGACGUGGUGACGGGCGAGACAUCAGGGGCAGAGGGCCAGCUGUGGCUCUUGUACCCCAUGCUCGUAGUCCUGCAAAUGUGGCAAAUGGUGAUUGGGGGAGAGAUGGUCUUGCGGACUGCCCCUGCCAUGCAAUCCCUCGAAGGCUGGCUCGACAUGGAGGCACACGAGUCCGACUUGAGGGGCCAGAGGGGCAUAUUCUUGACGGGAUCUCUGUUUGCACUGAUGGGCCUGUUGAAUUUUGGGCACACUGUCGCGACGUUUGUGCAGAAGAGUUGCCGGAGGCGGCGGCCGAAGAAGACGGAACAGGGGUCGAAGGCCAAGCAGUCCAAGUUGCAGUGA